Molecule: messenger RNA, 2071 nt
Organism: Triticum dicoccoides
Lineage: Eukaryota; Viridiplantae; Streptophyta; Magnoliopsida; Poales; Poaceae
Exons: 7
Coding region: 386-766 (126 amino acids)
Cellular component (GO): nucleus
Source: RefSeq, a predicted model, not a curated record
UCCCAAACCCUAACUCCCACUCCCCCGAUUCAGAUCGAAUCGAUGGCGGCGCCGCACUCCCUUCCACCGCCGCUUCCCACGAUCCAGAUCCCUUUUGCCGCCGCCACUCCACUCCCGAUCCAGACCCCCUUGCUGUCGCCUCCCUCUUUGCCACACCUCUCCCCUCGCGGCCGCCUCCCUCUCCGCCACCCACCUCUCCCCUCGCCGCUAGUCUGCCACAUCCGGCAACAUUGAGGCCAGCGGGCGCUGGAUCCGGCACCAGCGUGGCCCCUCCAUCAGCAACUCGAACAGGGUGUCGGCGGCGCCAUGGCUUCCCCCAACCCCACGACGUGGGCCUGAGCCACCCGCUGGCCUCAGCUAGGCCCCGGACAAGCAGCCGCGCGGGAUGACGACCAUCAUCGACACCCUCCAGAUGAUGUCGGAGGCGGCUCCCGGUGGACUGGAGCGGACAGAGUGGUUGGAGGUCGUCGCGCUCGGCGAUGUGGUGUCCAGGCAGGCCACCGUCACUGGGAUGGUCUGGAGCGGAGACUUGCCUGGUGUGGAAACGCUCAAGGAGAACAUUGCUGCGUAUUUCAAUGCCCUGCAGGGUUUCCUUUUGGCCUAUCAUGGAAGCACGAUCGGUGCCGGUCCUACGCUUCACAAGUAUAUCACUAGUUCUGCAAAAGGCGUGGUGGAUGCCAGCUUCUCGUUGUUCAAGCUAGCUGUUUCCGCCUAUGUAUCGGCGACAACAAGAAGGCCUGGAAGAGCGAACACUGCAGGGCACUGAAGAUAAAGCUUACAGAAAGAAAUAAAGAUGGUCAUAUUCUCACAUACUCCUGGAUUUCAUUUACAUCAACUUCUCAAGAGAGGAGUACUCCUUUUUAGUAGUCUCAGUUUAAAGUAAAUUAAAUGAAAGGAGUACUCCUUUUCAGUUGUCUCAGUUUAAAGUGAAUGAAAGGAGUACUUGCUCCCUGUACUAGUUACUUCUACUACUUAUUUUUUAGUUGUUUAGUACUACUCUGUUGAUCUGUGAUACUAGUCUAGUCGCUUGUAUAAUUUUGUUUAUUAGUGUAACCUAAACCAUGGAGUAGUACCCUGUUCGCAUAUGUGUGAUUAUGUGUGUUUUGUAGUCUCUAGCUCCAGUACAUGUGAAAUAUAUGUUGUGGUGUAAAUCAUUUUCAUUCUAUCUUAUAAACGUGUUUCUUCAAUAGCUAUUUCUGUUCAAUUCUUGUUAUCACUGAUGUUAGCAUUUAGUUUGUCUCAAGUUAAAAAAAUACUGAAAAUACAGUGUACAAAUCAGCCCAAAUAUGUGAGCCUCGGUUCUGAAAACUAAAGAGUUCAUAUAUUGGUAGAUAGACUGUGAUUUAGGAUAUGCUAAACAGAAAGCUUUAUAAGAUGGAACUCUCAAUAUCAUGACUUCGCUUUGUCUUUAAUUUAAUAUGGUUAGAACUACCAUGGUUUUUUAAGUAGUUGGGGCAUUAAGAAACAGUAUGCUGGAUGUUUGGCCUUGCAUCCGUCCUUCCAUGAAUUCAUGCUUGUGCAUUGCUAGUUAUUGCUUUUUUUCAGGUCUUCUUCUUCCUCGAUCUGGUGCAGCAGCAACAAUUCAAGGUCAUGGUCAUGGAGCAGUAGCCAUAUAUUUUUCUUUUUCUUAUUCUUCCCUGAGAUGACAUGAGAUGAGGCUUUGUUGGUCGGUCUUCAAUUCUUCAUGCUGCUGCUGCUACUGCUACAUGAGGACCCUCUUCAAUUCUGCAUCCGUUGCGUCCGUCGCAGCUUCCACCUCCAGAAGAGCACCUGCUCCUCGUGCGGUUACCCAGCCGUGCGGUUACCCGGCCGCCCGCAUCCGCAAGUGUGAAGCGCGAAUCUAUGUCCGAAGCUGUGAAGAAUAUCAGCAGAGAGUAGCAUAUUAUGUGUUGUAGUUGUAGGCAAUAGUAGGCAUAUCUGGGUUGUAAUAUACUGUAACGAUCGUAAUAGAUUAAUGCAGUAUUGGUUUGGACCAAUUUCAUUUGCUCUCUGGUCUAUUCGAAACAAUGAUUGUGUAUGUGCUUUGAAUACCCGUGAAAUGGAAACCUGACAAGUUAUAAUGGUUGUUUGA